Messenger RNA from Neltuma alba, 614 nucleotides. Its product is annotated as photosystem II 10 kDa polypeptide, chloroplastic. Gene Ontology annotation, cellular component: thylakoid membrane; photosystem II; photosystem II oxygen evolving complex. Gene Ontology annotation, biological process: photosynthesis. Bases 63 to 482 code for a protein of 139 amino acids. The record is from RefSeq and is a predicted model, not a curated record. NCBI's taxonomy places the organism in Eukaryota, Viridiplantae, Streptophyta, Magnoliopsida, Fabales, Fabaceae. The transcript is spliced from 5 exons.
CCAUUCAUUAAGCACAGAGCGAGCGUUGUGGUGUGUUGUGUGAGAAACAAUAUCAGAAGCUGAUGGCGUCCUCUGUGAUGGCUUCCGUCUCCCUCAAACCGGCACCUUUCACUGUUGAGAAAUCAGCAGUGAGAGGCCUUCCUUCCCUCUCAAGAUCUUCUUCUUCCUUCAAGGUCGUUGCCAGUGGCGGCAAGAAGAUCAAAACCGACAAGCCCUAUGGAAUCAACGGUGGCAUGAACUUGGCAGAUGGUCUUGAUUCGUCCGGCAGGAAAGGAAAGGGGAAGGGUGUGUACCAAUUCGUCGACAAGUACGGUGCUAACGUGGAUGGCUACAGUCCUAUCUACAACACUGAAGACUGGUCUCCAAGCGGCGAUGUCUACGUUGGAGGAACAACAGGGUUGGCCAUAUGGGCAGUGACACUGGCAGGUCUUCUAGCAGGGGGUGCUCUUCUUGUGUACAACACCAGUGCCUUGGCACAAUAGACUUACCAUUAUUCACAAUCAGACCAAUCAUUAUGUGUAUCUUAUAAAUGUUCUGUAUAUCUGCUUCAGGCUUGGAUUCUCAACUUUAUGAAGCCUAGUUUUCCCUUCUCUAUGUAAUUAUCCUUUCCACUC